Molecule: messenger RNA, 3033 nt
Organism: Didymosphaeria variabile
Lineage: Eukaryota; Fungi; Ascomycota; Dothideomycetes; Pleosporales; Didymosphaeriaceae
Gene: ARO80
Product: zinc finger transcriptional activator
Exons: 2
Coding region: 1-3033 (1010 amino acids)
Biological process (GO): aromatic amino acid catabolic process; positive regulation of transcription by RNA polymerase II
Cellular component (GO): nucleus
Molecular function (GO): zinc ion binding; DNA-binding transcription factor activity, RNA polymerase II-specific
Source: RefSeq, a predicted model, not a curated record
AUGUCCGGGGACGUUACCAACGCCUCGCCGCCGGGCCGAACUUCGCAACCGCCCUCGCACACCCGUACCUACCAGGCCUGCAUCCCUUGCCGCCGCCGCAAGGUGCGGUGCGACCUGGGGCCCGUCGACAAUCCCCACGACCCACCCUGUGUGCGUUGCCGCCGCGAGAGCAAGGAAUGCUUCUUCUCCGCCACCCGCCGCAAGAGGAAGACGGACGGCGGCGAGCUGGAAGACGACGACGACUACGAGCUCCGCAACGGCAGGAAGCGCGCCCGCACAGAGGACGAUGUCCAGAUCCCCGCACCUCUCACCGCUCCAACUGGCAGCAGCAGCAGCGCCUCACAGUACGUCUCCCAGCCGCUGACGCCCGGCGGCUCCGUGGGACGGUACGAGCCUCUGCGCCGACCGACCACGUCGCAUGCGCCGCACAAUGACGACGAGGACCAGAAGCUCAACGACAAGUCCAUGGCUGUCAUGCAAACGGGCGAGAUAUACAGCGGCCACGAUGCCCUCAAUCUGCUGUUCGAAGCCGCCGGUCGCAACGGUGAUAUAGAACAUCACCGCACCGGCAGUGCGUCGAGCCUCCAGCGACCCUCGAUGCUAGGUCCUGCCAGCACGCCCGGCUCACAGGCCAACUUCGCCAGCCCGCAAGCGCAGUCUCACGCGCGGAAUCACUCACGGGCCACUGCAGCAGAGCCCGCCGUCGACCCCGCCAUCUCGCAGCAAUACACGUCCCUGCCCGAGCCGCCCAACGAGGCGGCUUUCGCUGAGGCCAUCAAGGCGUGGACAAAAUUUCGCUUUGUGCGUGCCGGCUGGAUGACUGCGAAAGAGGCGGUGAGGUACAUUGACUACUUCUACACAUAUCUCUCACCCUUGACGCCCAUUGUUGUGCCAGACUAUCGCGAUCACGCAUUGCAUGCGAAGCUGCUCAAGGAGGAGCCCAUGCUUGUAAUAACCUUGUUGACCAUUGCGACCCGUUUCCGUACGACAGACUUUCCGCAGGGUCCAGGCGCGAUAUCGCGCGCGUAUCUGAUCCAUGAGAAACUAUGGAAGUACCUGCAGGGCAUGAUCGACCGCAUGAUCUUUGGCCAAGAGCAGUUCGGCGGCGGAUUUUGUGGCGCAGGUCAACAACCAGGCUCGGACGUGAAUCCUUUGUCGCGCAAGGGACUGCGGACGCUAGGCACAGUAGAAAGCCUCAUGCUUCUCACCGAGUGGCACCCACGUGCCCUUCAUUUCCCACCAGGUGACGACGAUGAUGAGUUGGUCCUUCCCGAUGACUCUUUCGAAGCGGAUAUUCCCGCAAACGCAACGGCAGCGGAGCAUCUCAAAGGAGAGAGCGGUCAGCGCAUCGACAGCUGGCUGGAGCCCUGCUGGCGAAGUGACCGGAUGUGCUGGAUGCUGUUAGGCAACGCCGUGUCACUAGCUUUCGAGAUAGGUGUCUUCGACGAGACAAGCGAGAUCGAGUUCGAAGAGGCUAAUCAGCACCUCUCCCACGCGACAGUAAAAGCCUACUUCAGGCGCAAGAACCAUCUCAAGGACCUACUCAUCAUCUACGUGACACAGACUAGCGGUAGACUGGGACUAACAUCGAUGCUCCCUCAGGUCAAGCGCGACAGCGACUCCGUGAUGCAGAAAACACCGCUCGAGCUGUAUCAAGAGCGUGUGGCUCGAAUAAAGGCGCCUCCGCCGCAUCACGGCAUGAGGCCAGAUGGUCAGCGACUCCCCCUCGAAUCGGUUGCUACCCAGGAGCGCCAUGCCGUACAGGAUCUCGUCCUUGACUUCUGGGACCGUAUUGCCAAGAUCAUGGAGAUAGGCAACCUCAAACUCUUUCCGAACCGACGCAGGACACGGGAUCUGCUGAAAUCCGGCAAAUACGAGGAACUGCUUCAGAAUUUCCAAACCCCGCUCAUAGACUGGAAGCGCGGGUUCGAGGCUGCACCACAAGUGCCACCGCAACUUCGCCAUGUCCUGGCGAUCGAGUACGAAUAUACACGUGUUUAUGUGAAUUCAUUAGCCCUCCAGGCCGUCGUAGAGCGCUGCACACACAAUACGCCGCAGCAGACGCAUGCCCAACCCAACGGAAUGGGUUCAUCUACGAACGAUGAAGGCAGCGCCAUCCCCUUCAGCACCUUGACUCGGUGGUACGGAAACGAUAGGCACCACAUUGAUGAAGUCGUCAGUGCAAGUCGCAAUGUUUUGAGUAUAGUAGUCAACGGAUUGUACCCAGAGGGCUAUCUCCGCCAUGCGCCCGUCCGCACCUUCUUCCGCAUUGUCUCAGUAGCAAUAAUAUUGCUCAAAACCUUCGCCCUCGGUGCAACGGAGAAGGACGUAGCCAAGACCCUCGGUCUCCUCGACCAGGCCGUCUACGCCCUACGCACCUCAAUUGUAGACGACGUGCACGUCGGGAACCGCUUCGCCGACCUUGUCGACACGCUCACCCAUAGGAUUCGUGGGCGCUUCGUCCGCCUCGCGGCGAACGGUUCGACAGGCAACUCCCGCGGUGUCACACCACCACCCCGCAGCCGCGGUGAGACGCCCAUGGGCCCACCACCUGCAACAUACCUCCCGCAGAACCUUAACGGUGCAGCCAACGCCAACCCAAACUUCACCUUCGGCAACUUCACCGGCUUCUCGCGGCCCGGAUCUCCAGGCAAUCGAGGCAUCACUGCCUCCGGUCGCGCCACGCCGAUCCCGGAGUACAACUCGCUUGCCGGCAUCUCACUGGAGUCGUACGACCCGACGUCCAACCAGAUCUCUAUUAUGCCGCCGCCCGGAUUCCCCGCGAACGGCUUCAUCGGCAAAGUCGACGGCAAUAGUAAUGGGAAUCCUGGCUGGCAGGCGCAGAACUGGAGCGGUGCUAAUGGCAACGCGAACGGGGGUUUCCAAAAUGAGGAUUGGCUCGCGUUGCCGCUGGAUCCACUCCUGGAUCAGUGGGGCGCGGAUAUCAGCCAGACAGCUAUGGGGCCGGACGUUGGCGGCAUGGAUAUGCUGGACAUUUUGCUGAAUAUGGGGGGGCCGCCUGGUAGUGCGUAG